AUAUUACCGUGUUUCUGUGUAAACAUUUAGCGUUAAAUAGCGUUAAUUUGUGCCAUUAAAUAUAAUAACAAUACACGACAAGUACAAAAACGUGUGCGGAACCUUUCUUUCCGUGUUUAAGACGGAACUACUUGCGUGUUGCACCACUGUUAUGUAUGAGACCCUCAAACAUGUUGGGUAAUGUGUGUUUCUGUCCGACGGUGAAUGACUGCUGAGCUCAUUAUAGAAGGUGAGUUGCUCCCUGCUGUCUCAGCUUCAGGUGUGGCCUGAUUGCAGUACCGGCCAUGCUGCUACCUCUGCUGGUGCGUCAGUCCCUCUGCCGUCCUCAGACGCCUGUGCUGUUUCUGCGAUGCGUCCGGACGCUUCGGUGUGAUGCUCCACAGGUGCUGCACUCUCAGGAUGAGCACUUCCUGCGGCGGAGGCUUCCUCUGCGCUUCCACACUCAGAGCCGUGGCGCCAAGAGCCGAAAGAGGCAGAGUAAGAGCCAAGAGGAAGAGUGGAAAACCAGGAACAAGACGGUGCUGACGUAUAUCGUCGCCGCCGGGGUGGGGAUGAUCGGCCUGUCGUACGCUGCAGUGCCGCUCUACAGACUCUACUGCCAGGCGUCCGGGCUCGGCGGCACGGCGGUGGCCGGCCACGACGCAGAUCUGGUGGAGACGAUGAAGCCGGUGAAGGAACGCGUCAUCAAGAUCACGUUCAACGCCGACACGCACGCCAGCAUCCAGUGGAACUUCAGGCCGCAGCAGACAGAGAUCUUUGUGGUUCCAGGUGAGACGGCGCUCGCCUUCUACAGAGCCAGAAACCCCACAGACAAACCCAUCAUCGGCAUCUCCACCUACAACGUGGUGCCCUUUGAGGCGGGACAGUACUUCAACAAGAUCCAGUGUUUCUGCUUCGAGGAGCAGCGUCUGAACCCUCACGAGGAGGUCGACAUGCCCGUCUUCUUCUACAUCGACCCGGAGUUCGACGAGGACCCGAGGAUGGCCCGAGUGGACACCAUCACUCUGUCCUACACCUUCUUCGAGGCCAAGGAGGGUCAGAAGCUCCCUCUGCCGGGAUACAGCUACAACUGACAGAGAGGACGCCGAAAAACUCAACCCGGACCUGUUUGUGGGGUUAUUAUUAGAGUCCGAGCAACAGAAAAGCAGAGAAAAAUAAUCCAAGACUCUUUUUUUUCUUUGAAAUGGAAAUAUCUUCAGUAACAGUUAGUCAAUUCAUAGAUUAGUUGCCAACUAGUAAAUUAAUCUGCAAAAUGCGACCGGAUGCAGCAGGACAUUCUGGUGUUUUUAGCAUCUUUUUCUGGCAUAUUAAAUAGUCUGGUAGUCUGGAUACUGGAACGCACCCAGCGAGCAACAUUUUUCAGCAUUUUCUGACAUUUUAGAGACAAACAACUAAUUGAUUAAUUGAUAAAACUAAAAAAAAACAUUUGUUUUCAGCCUCUGAGACUUAUUUUGUGUAGAAGAAGAAAAAGACAAAUCCUGCAUUGUCUCUUUUGUUCACAGAAAUUUAAAAAUCUCUGAAAAAUCUCUGGAAAAAAAGUGAUCUGUGAUUCAUAUACAGAUAAAUUAAACUCGCUCUUAUUUUACACGAGUUCACAAUGUUUUUAGGCCUUAAUAAAAGACAAAAUGAUUCUUUUGUGAGAUCUGAUAAAAACUAAACCUGUUUUUGGAUUCUGAUACAUGCCGAGCAAACGCCAAAUGUAAAAACAAAACUUUUCUUUCUUGGAAAUGAAUAUAAUCUUUAAUACAUCAGCUACUAAAAAAAGACGUUUACGCUGAAAAACAUUUGUUUUCAUUAGGUUUCUUAUUUUGCUUAAAACAAGAAAAAGUUGCACCAUAAUGGGUCUUUUCAAAGUGCAGCGUCUCUUUUGUACAGAUUUUAUCCCAGAAAUUAAUUCAUGGAAAAUUCCCUAAAAACCAAACAAACAUGUGUUUGUGUGUCGAUUCUAGAAAAUUCCUGAAAGAACUUAAAAGAAUUAGAAACAGAUAAAUUAAUCUCACUUUUAUUUUACGAGUUAAAAAGGUUUUCAGACUUUAAUAAAAGGUAAAAUAUUUCUUUGUAGGUGUAAUAUUUCUAAGAGAAGAGAACCUGGAUUAUUUUUCUACAUUUCACUUGCAGAUGUUUGUUUUUCACGUCGCUUGUGGUCGAAGUGAGGCGUCGACUGUUCAGGAUGAAACUUCAGGAGUCGAUGCUGCGAUGGACAAAAGUUCAGAGACCGAACUGUUUCAAACUGUCGGUGUGUGUGUGUGUGUGUGUGUGUGUGUGUGUGUGUGUGUGUGUGUGUGUGUGUGUGUGUGAGUGAGUGAGAGAGAGAGUGAAUGUAUAUAAAUCAGAACAUUUAUAAUUUAACAGCUACUGUUUCUUCUGAUAAACAGUUAUAAUUAAUUGCUCUUUAAACUGAAAAGAAAUCAAUAAAUUAUGACAAAUUAAA
Thunnus maccoyii (southern bluefin tuna) is the source of this 2431-nucleotide messenger RNA. It is a transcript of the gene cox11, whose product is annotated as cytochrome c oxidase assembly protein COX11, mitochondrial. The record is from RefSeq and is a predicted model, not a curated record. Gene Ontology annotation, cellular component: mitochondrial inner membrane. Gene Ontology annotation, molecular function: copper ion binding. NCBI's taxonomy places the organism in Eukaryota, Metazoa, Chordata, Actinopteri, Scombriformes, Scombridae. Bases 285 to 1073 code for a protein of 262 amino acids. The transcript has 5 exons.